AGCGUCAGGAGCUGCUGCAGCAGCGGCGAAGGCUGCUUCUGGACGCCUUGGGGUCGCGCAGCCGCAGCCCCAGUCCAGAGGCUCCAGGCGGUGCGGUGGGCGCUGCCGCCGCCGCUGCUGCUGCUGCUGCGGGCCCCUUGCCGUUACCCGGGCCCCCUCCGCCACCCGGGCCCCGGAUGCCGUCUGCACUCCGGUCGAGCCUGCUGGAGAGUGCUCCCCAGCCUGGACGCCGCCCCCGGCCUGGUCUCCACUCCUCCGCCGCACCUCCCAUGACAGCUCCCGCUCGAAGAUGGCUGCGAAGGGCGCGCACGGCACCCACCUGAAGGUGGAGAGCGAGGUGGAGCGCUGCCGCGCCGAGGGCCAGUGGGACCGCAUGUUCGAGCUGGUCCGGCAUCUGCAGAUGCUGGGCAUUUCCGGGGGCGGCAGUAGCAACCGGCGAAACAGCCCGAGCGGCAGGUUCACCUCUCUGGACACCGAUGACUUUGUGAAAUUGCUGCUAGCGGAGGCCCUCCUGGAGCAGUGUCUGAAGGAUAACCACGACAAAAUAAAAAACUCCAUCCCUUUGCUGGAGAAGACCGACCACAGGCUGAAUGAAGCCAAGGACCACCUGAGCAGCCUCCUCAACAAUGGGAAACUGCCGCCACAGUACAUGUGUGAAGCCAUGCUGAUCCUGGGCAAGCUGCACUAUGUGGAGGGCUCGUACCGGGACGCCGUCAGCAUGUAUGCACGGGCCGGGAUUGAUGACAUAUCCGUGGAGAACAAGCCCCUGUAUCAGAUGCGGUUGCUGUCGGAGGCCUUUGUCAUCAAAGGCCUUUCUCCUACCAGCCUUGCUCAGUUCGUAUGCUCUCUGUGUCCUGCUCUCUACUCUCUCCAGCAUGCCUCCAGCUUCUUGGGGGAACCCAGUCCUGGUGGUCAGAGGUCCUGCCAGGGAGGCCUCUCCCUGGAACGCCUGCCCAACUCCGUCGCCUCCCACAUCCGCCUGACUGAGCGGGAGGAAGAAGUGGUUGCCUGUUUUGAGAGGGCCUCUUGGGUGGCUCAGGUGUUCCUGCAGGAGCUGGAGAAGACCUCAAACAACAGCACAUCAAGACACCUGAAAGGCAGCCUCUCGCCUGACUAUGAGCUGUCCUACUUCCUGGAAGCUGCCCUCCAGAGCGCAUAUGUGAAGAACCUGAAAAAGGGGAAUAUUGUGAAAGGCAUGAGGGAGCUCCGGGAGAUUCUGAGGACUGUGGAGACCAAAGCGACACAGAACUUCAAAGUGGUGGCCGCCAAGCACCUGGCAGGGGUCCUGCUGCACUCCCUGAGCGAGGACUGUUACUGGAGCCCCCUGUCCCACCCCUUGCCUGAGUUCAUGAACAAGGAGGAGAACUCUUUCGUCAAUCAGACUCUUCGGAAACCUCACCUCUACGAAGGGGACAACCUCUACUGCCCCAAAGACAACAUAGAGGAGGCCCUCUUGCUGCUGCUCAUCAGUGAGUCCAUGGCAACUCGGGACGUGGUACUGAGUCGGGCACCAGAGCAGGCUGAGGACCGGAAAGUGAGCCUGCAGAAUGCUUCAGCCAUUUACGACCUCCUGAGCAUCACGCUGGGCCGGCGAGGCCAGUAUGUCAUGCUGUCAGAGUGCCUAGAGCGAGCCAUGAAGUGUGCUUUUGGAGAAUUUCACCUUUGGUACCAAGUGGCCCUCUCCAUGGUGGCUUGUGGGAAGUCAGCCUACGCCGUGUCGCUGCUGCGUGAGUGCAUGAAGUUGCAGCCCUCGGACCCCACGGUACCCCUGAUGGCUGCCAAGGUCUGCAUUGGGUCCCUGCAUUGGCUAGAAGAGGCAGAACACUUCGCCACGGUGGUAAUUGGCCUUGGAGAGGAAGCAGGAGAGUCCCUGCCUAAAGGCUACCUGGCCCUGGGCCUCACCUACAGCCUGCAAGCCACUGAUGCCACCCUGAAGUCCAAGCAAGAUGAGCUUCACCGCAAGGCACUGCAGACCCUGGAGAGAGCCCGGGAACUGGCACCCGAUGACCCCCAGGUUAUCUUCUAUGUUGCCCUGCAGCUGGCCCUCGUCCGACAGAUCUCCAGCGCCAUGGAGCGACUUCAGGAGGCCCUGACGAUGUGCAGGGAUGAUGCCAAUGCCCUCCACUUGCUAGCACUGCUCUUCUCUGCCCAGAAGCAUUACCAGCACGCCCUAGACGUCAUCAAUAUGGCCAUCACCGAGCAUCCUGAAAAUUUCAACCUGAUGUUCACCAAGGUGAAGCUGGAGCAGGUGCUGAAAGGCCCGGAGGAAGCCCUCGUGACUUGCAGACAAAUGCUGCGGCUGUGGCAGACCCUCUACAACUUCUCUCAGCUGGGGGGCCUGGAAAAGGAUGGCAGCUUUGAAGGCCUCACAGUGAAGAAACAGAAUGGUAUCCACCUGACUCUGCCAGAUGCCCAUGAUGCAGACUCUGGCUCUAGGCGGGCGUCGUCUAUCGCAGCCUCAAGGCUGGAAGAGGCCAUGUCGGAAUUAACCCUAACAACCUCAGUCCUGAAGCAAGGCCCCAUGCAGCUGUGGACCACACUGGAGCAGAUCUGGCUCCAGGCCGCUGAGCUGUUCAUGGAGCAGAGACAACUCAAGGAAGCGGGUUUCUGCAUCCAGGAGGCUGCUGGCCUCUUCCCCACCUCUCACUCGGUGCUCUACAUGCGAGGCCGACUAGCUGAGGUGAAGGGCAGCUUCGAAGAGGCCAAGCAGCUGUACAAGGAGGCUCUCACCGUAAACCCGGACGGCGUGCGCAUCAUGCACAGCCUGGGUCUGAUGCUGAGUCAGCUGGGCCACAAGAGCCUGGCCCAGAAGGUGCUGCGGGACGCUGUAGAGAGACAGAGCACCUUCCACGAAGCAUGGCAGGGCCUGGGAGAGGUGCUGCAGGACCAAGGCCAGAACGAAGCGGCCGUGGACUGCUUCCUCACAGCCCUGGAGCUGGAGGCCAGCAGCCCUGUGCUGCCCUUCUCCAUCAUUGCCAGAGAGCUGUGAGCCUCUGCAGCUGCAGCCGGCAGCUAUAUACUGCCUGCCAGGGGCGGGGCGGGGGCAGCAGACACAGGCAGGGGGCAGGGAAGGGCGUGUGUCCAGAUGUGGGGGCCUCAGGGAAUAGAUGACGAGUGAGCACUUACACUGGCUUCCAUGCCACUUCUCCCCCCACACUCCACACCCUGCAGGCCCAGCUGGGCCUGAGCUCCUGACUGAAGCUGGGUGGAUGAGAUUUGCAUCCAAAGCAAACGCCUUGCCUCCCCCAAAGACUGACCGUUGCUGGGCACCUCUUAGAUAAAAGGUGUGUCUGGGAGCCAAGCCCCUUCCUUGGCUUCCCCCACCACCCUGGAUUUCCUGGUUUGGGAUGAACCAAUCUUGAGUUUGUGUACCACAGAGAUGAAUGCCUUGGGAGACAAACUGGCUUGAAUCUAAGCGACUUCACAGAGCUGUGAGCAGACGUGCUGGAGAGCCCCGGAUACAUUUCCCCAUCUGAUCUCAGGGCAGUGCAAGCUUGAAGCCUUGCCCAGGACAGCCACAGCUUGAGGUCCCAGAUACAAAGAGGACAGACAGUGGGCUCCUGGGCUCUUGUCAGUCUGAGUUGGCACUGUUGAUGCCAACUCACUGUUGGUGUUUCCUUUAUGGGGAGGUUGCCUAGGGAGUACAUGUGAUUUCUCUGUACCACCAAGUGCCUUUUGGACUCGUGUUGGCCAGGCCCCUAAACAUAGUCCCCCUGUCUUCCAUUUUCACUCAUUGUCAUCUCCCUGGAGACACGCCCCAGUCAGUAGACUCCGUGGGCCCUGUGCCGGUGGCCUCCAGGAUACGCCUUGGAAUACAAAAUGGGUCUGAUGUAGACAUUCCUGGUACCUUGAGUACACAGUCCCUCAAGUCUUUGAACCCGCCCACUUAGGUGAAUGACAUCCAAGUGACCAUUUAUAGGCCCCAGCCCAUUACACCUCAUCACCCACUGCCCAGUUUUCAUCUUAGGCUUUGCUGAGUGACCCCAAAGCCCCAGCUUGGCCUUUUGUGCUCCCCUGCCUAGAUUCCCACAGAGGCCAUGCUUGGGGAGAGCUGGAGGGGGAACCUGACAGCCUGCUCACCUUUCUGCACCCGCAUGCUCUCUGUUAGGUCGCUGGGCAGCUGUCCCUCCCUGGCUCGUCAGCCAUGCACUCUGGUUUUGAAACUUUCCCUCAGGAAGCCAUUCCCCAGGGCCUAGCAGAGAGUUCCUUCUGUCUCCCCUACUCUGGGUGGAGCUCCCUCGGGUUCACCUUGCGCUUGUGUUAGUCAGGGGUCACCGUGCUGACCACAGUGGCCUUGCGGAGAAAGCCGUUGGAGUCUGGCUCCGUGGUGGUCUGAUGUACCCUGCUUGUACCCUCGUGUCUCCAGAGAGCUGGUGCCUGCUGGCCACAGCCACAGGCCAAAGGGAGGCUAUUCAGUCCUUGGUUGAAGGGUCUUUAUGUGUAUAUGUGUAUGUGUGUGUAUAUAUAUAUAUAUAUAUAUAUAUAUAUAUAUAUAUGCUAGAGAUCUAUAUUUUUAUGGAAUUCUGUUAAGAGUAAAAAAGAGAAAAGCAGAUACUAUUGGCGUACCUUGGAGGUCUAUCUUGGCAGUGGGAAAGACAGCAAAUGCAUGAACUGACUAAGCAUCCUGUCUUUGGAGGCCCUAGGAGACAGGCCCAGUACCUGACAGUGACUUUGGAAAUUGAAUAAAAGACCCUUGAAGGAGGACAGGACUGUC
This is a messenger RNA of Mus caroli (Ryukyu mouse), 4714 nucleotides long. It is a transcript of the gene Ttc7a, whose product is annotated as tetratricopeptide repeat domain 7A. The record is from RefSeq and is a predicted model, not a curated record. Gene Ontology annotation, biological process: protein localization to plasma membrane; phosphatidylinositol phosphate biosynthetic process. Gene Ontology annotation, molecular function: protein binding. Gene Ontology annotation, cellular component: plasma membrane. NCBI's taxonomy places the organism in Eukaryota, Metazoa, Chordata, Mammalia, Rodentia, Muridae.